UUUUUUUUUUAAUACGGUAAUAGAAAUUACUGUUAUUUUUAUUUAUAUACAAAUACUGUAUUUUGUAUUACAAUUUGCCGGACAAUCUUGUUGUCGGCUAACUUUCGGUACGGACGACUAACUGACCAGACUAUUCAUUCGUUGUCCACAUCCGAUGACCGAUGUUUUGAAAUCAAUUGCGUAUUCAGACACGGCUAUAGGGAUAUCGGUUAAUGUGUGGCCACACAUACGUCAACCAGAUAUUCAAUAACAACUGCGGUGGUUGUGGUGUCUUAACAAUCAUAUAUCCUAUAUGUGGUCAUCACAUGUCCAAUGCUUAUACAUCGACGUCAAUAUCACAAUCUUAUGGCCGAACCGAUACGUUUAGACAUUUAUCGGUUCACAAACUGUUGCCAAUUAGUGGUGAGUCGGAGUCAAUCGCGUAUAGAUGUGGUCCUAUUGUUUGGACUGUUGGUCCUAACGAUGGCCAUUGUUUCGUCGUCGUAUAAUAUCAACAAAUUGUUGGACCGUUUGGUGAUGACAUCGAUAUCGUCGGUAUUGGUCAUCGCACUAGUCUAUUGGCGGACUCCUGUCUAUAGAGAGUCGCUGUUGGUAUUGGACAAUAUGUCUGGUCUGGAAGUGACACAGUAUUAUUCAUUAUUAGGCCUAUUGACGAUCAAAAGGUCACAGUUUAUACUGAGCGCUGCCAUUAUCAUCAAUGAAGCCAUUACUAUGCAUCGAGUUAUCUAUUAUUUGGUAUCAAUUCCACUAUCGUUAAGCAAUACAUUGUUAAUGGAUUCAUCAACAGUGGAUCCAUUGUUACAACAAUCAUCUGAUGAUUUUCGCCGAAGACGAUUAUUUACUCAUCAAACAUCAAAUCAUAUUAAAAGCAAUACGUCUACUAAUAAUAAUAUGAAACACAAUUGUACUAAUGGUUUGAUACCAUUGUUUAGUCAUACCUGUCCACGGAUUGAUUGCCUAAAAGUAAUGUACAAACAUAUUAAUGAUUUCAAGACAAACACAACAACAAACCGUUUACUACUCUAUAAACCAAAUGAUACAUUAUUAUCGGUAAUUAAGCCAUUAUUUAAAACAAUUAGUUAUAAUAAUAAUCAUAGAAACGGAUUAAAAAUGUGAUUAUAUAUAUUAUUA
Molecule: messenger RNA, 1131 nt
Organism: Oppia nitens
Lineage: Eukaryota; Metazoa; Arthropoda; Arachnida; Sarcoptiformes; Oppiidae
Exons: 5
Coding region: 313-1116 (267 amino acids)
Source: RefSeq, a predicted model, not a curated record